AUCUGUUAUCAUUCAGAAUAACUACAAAUACAAGGUAAGUGAAUAGAUGAUGAAAUUAGUUGUUGCUGUCGCCUGUUUAUUGGCUGUUGCUAAUGCUGGUAUGUAUGGAGGCGGACUAGGAAUGUAUGGAAUGGGAAUGAUGAACCCUAUGGCUAUGUAUGGAAUGAUGAACCCUAUGGCUAUGUAUGGUAUGAUGAACCCUAUGGCUGCUAUGUACAACCCUAUGAUGUAUGGUGGUUUAGGAAUGAUGGGAGGAUUAGGAAUGAUGGGAGGUUAUGGUGGAUUAGGAAUGAUGGGAGGAUUAGGAAUGAUGGGAGGUUAUGGUGGAUUAGGAAUGAUGGGUGGAUUAGGAAUGAUGGGUGGUAUGUCACCUUAUGGUGCUAUGGGAUUUGGUGGUGUUGGAUUUGGAAACCCUGCUGUUGGUGGACAAGAUCCAAGUCAAGUUAUUUAAAUGAAGAGAAUAAAUUAGAAUAUUUUAUCAUGGUUCAUUGUAAAUAGAAUAAUAUUGAUCAUAUUGUUUAUAAAAUGAGUAAAAAUUUGAU
Molecule: messenger RNA, 542 nt
Organism: Lottia gigantea (owl limpet)
Lineage: Eukaryota; Metazoa; Mollusca; Gastropoda; Lottiidae
Exons: 5
Coding region: 47-451 (134 amino acids)
Source: RefSeq, a predicted model, not a curated record